GCUAGUUUGGCACUUAAAUUCCGGCCAAAGAGGCUCAAUUCUCUUCGGAGACCAAAAGUCUUGUAAUCAAGAAAGGGAUUACACACAGAGUUAACUCAAUUCACCUGAAAAACAAUCCAACGCGAUGGCCCCCAAAGUUCUAAUGGUAGCAGAGAAGCCUAGCAUCGCUCACUCAAUCGCAACUGCACUCUCUGCUGGUCAAAUGUCGAGUCGGAGGGGGAGUACGGAGGUGCAUGAGUUUGAAGCUAUGUUUCAAGGGUUUAAAGCGCAUUAUAAAGUGACGUCUGUCAUUGGUCAUGUUUUCAGUGUAGAUUUUCCAGCCGCUUAUCAAGAUUGGACAGCAACGGACCCUCUUACACUUUUCCAAGCACCUGUGUUGAAGACAGAAUCAAAUCCAAAGGCUCAUAUCCGUAAACAUUUAAGUCAAGAAGCUCGUGGCUGUGGACAUUUAGUAUUAUGGUUAGAUUGUGAUCGUGAAGGAGAAAAUAUAUGUUUUGAAGUCAUUGACUGCACUGGAUUUCAUACAACCGAUGACAGAAAAAUUUAUCGUGCGCGUUUUUCUUCUGUAACUGAAAAAGACAUUAAAAAGGCAAUGAACAACCUUGUUGCACCCAACAGAGACGAGGCCUUGGCUGUCGAUGCUCGCCAGGAAAUAGAUUUGAAAGUCGGCGUUGCAUUUACUCGAUUUCAGACCAGCUAUUUCCAAGGAAAAUACGGAAAUCUUGAUUCAAGUGUUAUCUCCUAUGGGCCUUGCCAAACUCCUACACUUGGAUUUUGUGUGCAACGUUACCUUCAAAUAAAUACAUUCAAGCCAGAAAAGUUUUGGGCCGUGCAUCCUUACAUUAUUCACAACGGAUAUGAGCUUAAGUUAGAAUGGGAGCGUAUCAGAUUGUUUGACCCGGAUGUUGCAGAGAUGUUUCGAGUUUUAAUAGUGGACGAUGGACUUGUUGAAGUUACUGGCAUUUCAGAAAAGCAGGAGACCAAAGUUCGCCCUUCUGGCCUUAAUACAGUUAACCUUUUGAAGGUUGCUUCAAGUUCGUUAGGCUUUGGUCCUCAAUUAGCUAUGCAACUAGCUGAGCGUUUGUAUACUCAAGGUUUUAUCAGCUAUCCACGUACUGAGAGCACUGCGUAUCCUUCAUCAUUUGAUUAUAGAGGAGCACUAGAAGUACUAAAGAACAAUUCAGUUUUUGGUUCUCAUGUGCAGACGCUACUAGCUAAUGGCUACGUCAAGCCACGCUCAGGGACUGAUGUAGGUGACCACCCUCCCAUAACUCCAAUGCGGUCAGCUUCGGAGGAUAUGCUAGGAUAUGAUGCUUGGAGAGUAUACCAGUAUGUCUGUCAACAUUUUCUUGGUACCUUAUCUCCUGAUUGCAAAUAUAUCAGAACCAAAAUUGAUUUUUCAGUUGCUGGAGAAUCCUUUUACUGCUCAGGGCAGAAUGUUACAGUUAAAGGAUUCACAUCACUCAUGCCCUGGUUGGCAGUAAGUGAGAAAAGUCUUCCUCGGCUUUCUAAAGGGGAGAAAAUAGAACUUACAAAAGUUGAGUUGUAUGAGGGAAACACAGCGCCUCCAGACUACCUUAGUGAGAGUGAGCUGAUCUCCUUAAUGGAGAAGAAUGGAAUUGGGACAGACGCAUCAAUUCCUGUACAUAUUAACAACAUUAGUGAACGGAAUUACGUCCAGGUACAGGCUGGAAGAAGGUUGAUUCCAACUGCCUUGGGUGUCAGCUUAAUAAGGGGCUACCAAUGUAUUGAUCCAGAUCUUUGUUUACCCGACAUUAGGAGUUUUAUAGAGAAACAGAUAACCCUUGUGUCUAAAGGCCAGGCUGACUAUUCUCUUGUUGUGCGGCAUGUACUAGCCCAAUUCCAGCAAAAGUUUAGUUACUUUGUGAAGAAGAUUGAAAACAUGGAUUCACUGUUUGAAGCACAGUUCUCUCCACUUUCUGAUUCUGGACGCAUGCUUAGCAAGUGCGGGAAAUGUCUGAGAUACAUGAAGUACAUAUCUAGCUUGCCAUCACGGCUAUUCUGUGGUACAUGUGAGGAAGUAUAUUAUGUUCCUCAAAAGGGCACAAUCAAGCUGUACAAGGAAAUAACUUGUCCUCUGGACAACUUUGAGCUUUUAAUAUUUUCCAUGGCUGGUCCAGAUGGCAAAUCUUUCCCUCUCUGCCCAUACUGUUAUAACAAUCCUCCGUUUGAAGGUAUAGACACAUUAUUUGGUGCCAGCAAAGCAGGCAGUACUGGCAAACUGGGUAAAGGUGCUGGCAUGCCGUGUUUCAUGUGUCCUCACCCUACCUGCCGGCAUUCAUUAAUUGCGCAAGGUGUUUGUGCUUGUCCAGAAUGUAGUGGGACACUUGUCCUCGACCCUGUCAGUGCUCCUAAAUGGAGACUUUACUGCAACAUGUGCAAUUGCCUGGUUUUCCUUCCUGAAGGUGCUCAUCGGAUAACCACAACUCGAGAACGCUGUGUGGAAUGUGAAUCCACUAUCUUAGAAGUGGACUUCAAUAAGAAAACAACACCUUUAAAAGAUGGAGCCACCUUGUAUACUGGGUGCAUUCUUUGUGAUGAUCUGCUGCACUCCAUGAUUGAGAUGAAGCAUGGAAAAUCAUUUUUUAAACGGACUGGAGGAAGGGGAAGAGGGAGGGGCAGAGGGAGAGGACAUAGCUCAAGAGGAAGAGGUGGCAGGAAACUACAGGAUCCAAAAAUGAGUUUUCGAGAUUUUUGAUACUAACCUUUAGAACUGUAUCGUAAGUUGUAUCAUAUGUAUCUUUUAAUUUAAGAAUUUUGAAAUCUUAGUUAAUUUUUUGAAAUUGAACUUUCAGCAACAUGCAUCGUAUUGAAUGUACCUUUUGCAGUCGUGCUAUGAGAAAUUUGUGAUAUGAGCUCCAUUCUAGCAACCGUUUACAAGCA
Daucus carota subsp. sativus is the source of this 2904-nucleotide messenger RNA. RefSeq names its product DNA topoisomerase 3-beta. Gene Ontology annotation, molecular function: DNA binding; DNA topoisomerase type I (single strand cut, ATP-independent) activity. The record is from RefSeq and is a predicted model, not a curated record. Gene Ontology annotation, cellular component: nucleus. Gene Ontology annotation, biological process: DNA topological change. NCBI's taxonomy places the organism in Eukaryota, Viridiplantae, Streptophyta, Magnoliopsida, Apiales, Apiaceae. The transcript has 15 exons. The coding region runs from base 125 to 2719 and encodes 864 amino acids.